Messenger RNA from Thalassophryne amazonica, 1564 nucleotides. It is a transcript of the gene fam177a1a, whose product is annotated as family with sequence similarity 177 member A1. Lineage: Eukaryota; Metazoa; Chordata; Actinopteri; Batrachoidiformes; Batrachoididae. The record is from RefSeq and is a predicted model, not a curated record. The transcript has 5 exons. The coding region runs from base 75 to 725 and encodes 216 amino acids.
AGUGAGUGUGACAGCCGCCAGCAAUUUGAAGGCGAAGAAGAAGUAGUAGUCAGUUCUUCACUCCUGAUGGUAAAAUGAUGGCAGAUUUAUCACUUUAUUUAACCAAUUCGAAUGUUUCUUUAGGACAAACUGUGGACACUGAAAAGAGUCCAGGAGGUGGGGUGGAUUUUGACAGUGUGGAAAUGGAAGACUCAGGAAGGAGGUCAGUGAGAGUGAAGGUGCCUCGGAGGACCAUCUACUUUGCCAGUGGAGAGACGAUGGAGGAAUACAGCACAGACGAAGAUGAGCAGGAGCAAGCCAUGACGAAGAAAGAUGUUGUGACUGUAGAUCCGUCCAAAUUGACCUGGGGUCCAUAUUUCUGGUUCCACCUGUGGAGAGCAGCUACCUCAACUAUCUCAGUGUGCGACUACAUGGGCGAAAAACUAGCAUCUCUGUUUGGCAUCACAACUCCGAAAUAUCAGUACGCAAUUGACGAGUACUACCGCGUAAAGAAGGAGGAGGAGGAGGAGGAGGAGGAGAACCGCCUGGGAGAGGCUGCGCAGCAGCACUUUGAGGAGCAGCAGAGGAGUGACUAUGAGGGAGAGUCUGUACCUGCUUGUGCUCUUGCCGUGGAGCAGCCGGCACCCUCUGGUGCUUCAUUUGUUAACGUCAGCUUUGAGAUGGAACUUGAAGCUCCCAGUCAGGCCACAGACUCCAGCAGGGUCCCUCCUCCUCUGUCCUCCUGAGACCCAACCAGCAGGUUCAAAACAGGCAGGUUUGGUUAACAUUGCUCAAAAACUCACAAACCAGGAUUCAUGACACUCCGAAACAUUUGGGUUUGUAUUUUUUUUUCCAAACAGUCAAUCAGCUGAUUGAUCAGUUACUGAUUGUUUGGAUUAAAUAUUGAUCAUGUGAAUCCAGCACUUGGACUGCAAACAGAGGACCAACAUACCUUAAACCCACGAUGCAAGUCCCAGAACCAAACCCAGAAAACCUCCUAACACUAUGUUUCAGAAGUCACCUUAUCAGUUUUUGAGUGAUCCAGAGAGAACUUGCUCAGUUGCGUAAAUUAUAUUUCCCAUUUUUGUCAGUAAUUUCAAUAUUAACAUGUCGUGGAUUCAUGGUGGAUGGUUGAUGUGAGUUGGAUUUGGGUUAGAAGAUUAUUUAUUUGGAUGGGGUCUUUCUUUGGAUUUCGAUCCUUCUGGUGGAGCGUUAACAAGAGCUGCUUUAGUUGAUGUGAAUUAAUUAAAAAGGUAUUGUGAAGAAGUAAACAGAUGUCUGUGCACAUGACUAAAGGUACCUAAUAUUUAAUAAUUGUGUUAACACAAACGGGUAAAUGUUUCCAUAAUGAGUCUGCAGUACAAAAAAACAUGAUGUAUUUGUGAGGUUUUUUUUAAUGAUUAUUUUUGUAUUUUACACUGAUUUUUGCGAAAUACAAAAAAAAAAAAAUUGAAACUCAAUUUGCGCAAAUUGUUUGUGCUUCUUUUUAACGAUUUAAGAUGCUUCUGUGGAAUGAAUGUAAUUAAGAACAUUUAAUACUUUUAUAUUGUGAUUAAUCAAAAAUAAACAACUUUGAUUUGACUGA